CAAAUUAGAUUGGAGCAGAGAAAGUCUGAUUGGGUAAAUGGAUGAGUAUAAAAUUGAGGCACAAAAAGCGAAAAGGCAAGUCAAAAUCUAAAGAAGAGAGAAAGACACAGAAGACCAAUUGGGAACUGGUCAGGCAACUCUCAAAUGCUACUAACAUAAAUUAAAGGGCCAGCCUUUUCCUAUUUUACUUCAGUGAGCAAUCAAGUUUCUAUUUUGAGGUCAUAGUCUCAAAAUUUCAUGGCGAAAACCUCAAAAGCAAAUCAGAAAAACACUUCUUAUAGUAAUAACAGUGACAAGAAUAACAGUAAUAGCGGCGGUAGCGGUGAUCAUGCCAUUUCCAAAGGGAAGAGAAAGCGAAAAGCCGUCGUCCCCAGAGAUUCUCCUCCACAACGUAGCUCCAUAUACAGAGGUGUCACAAGGCACAGGUGGACGGGUCGAUAUGAAGCUCAUUUAUGGGAUAAGAACUGUUGGAAUGAAACACAGAGCAAAAAAGGAAGACAAGUAUAUCUUGGGGCCUACGAUGACGAAGAAGCAGCUGCACAUGCAUAUGACUUGGCUGCAUUGAAGUAUUGGGGUCAAGACACCAUCCUAAAUUUCCCUCUGUCAACGUACGAAAAAGAGCUAAAGGAAAUGGAAGAUCAAUCGAGAGAAGAAUAUAUUGGUUCUUUGAGAAGAAAAAGCAGUGGAUUUUCAAGAGGAGUCUCGAGAUAUCGAGGCGUUGCUAGACACCACCAUAAUGGGCGAUGGGAGGCUCGCAUUGGCAGGGUAUUUGGCAACAAGUAUCUCUACCUUGGAACAUAUGCUACUCAAGAGGAAGCAGCAAUGGCAUAUGAUAUGGCAGCUAUAGAGCAUAGGGGACCUAACGCUGUUACAAACUUUGACCUUAGCCGUUACAUCAAGUGCAAUCCUCAACCAAAACCAAAUCCUAAUUCUACUGACCUAAAUCCCAUUCCUAACACAAAGGAGGAAAUAAAUUUUAGCUUCAUCAACCAACAGCACGAACAGCAACAGAGCUCAAAUUCUGCCGGAACCACCGUACCUCCGCCACAUCCAGUGGGCGGCACAGCUGCUUCAUCGGCCGUUGACUUCCCUGAGACACCGCCGGAGCCGGACAGGCCGCGGAGGAGUUUUCCAGAUGACAUACAAACAUACUUUGACUGCCAAGAUUCGAGUAGUUUUGUCGAAGAGCAUGAUAUUAUAUUUGGAGACUUGGAUUCCUUUCUGUUGCCUAUGUUUGCAUAUGAGCUUAAUACCUAGCUAAGUAGCUUAACUUAAUUAGGAGUUUGAAGUAAUAUUACGGCAUUCGAGAUACAUAAUCAAGAAUGUUUUAAUUGUUAAUAUACGAGUAAAAGGUUAAAGGCAGCUGGAAGAGUCGAGACCAAAACAAAAAAAAGGAUAGAAAUAUUAUUUCUCAGUUUUGAUUUUUAA
This is a messenger RNA of Nicotiana attenuata, 1428 nucleotides long. RefSeq names its product AP2-like ethylene-responsive transcription factor At1g16060. The transcript has 8 exons. The record is from RefSeq and is a predicted model, not a curated record. Gene Ontology annotation, molecular function: DNA-binding transcription factor activity; DNA binding. The coding region runs from base 238 to 1257 and encodes 339 amino acids. NCBI's taxonomy places the organism in Eukaryota, Viridiplantae, Streptophyta, Magnoliopsida, Solanales, Solanaceae. Gene Ontology annotation, biological process: regulation of DNA-templated transcription.